This is a messenger RNA of Trypanosoma rangeli, 474 nucleotides long. RefSeq lists its product as uncharacterized. Bases 1 to 474 code for a protein of 157 amino acids. The record is from RefSeq and is a predicted model, not a curated record. The transcript has a single exon. NCBI's taxonomy places the organism in Eukaryota, Euglenozoa, Kinetoplastea, Trypanosomatida, Trypanosomatidae.
AUGUUGUCCAUGCGCAAGGGUGGCUUGUGCAUGUUGAGAGCCUCACCUUCUCGAGUUCCUGCACUGGAGCGACGAAUUCACGCCGGUAGUAUCCGUUUCAUGCGUACGUCUUCAUGCGUGGGAGUGCAACUUCGGACCUGCAUGGGAAGCGGUCGGCAGCUGUCAAGAAUAACUGCGCAUACGUGUCUUUGUACUUCGCGCCGUGGUGUCGCCUACAAGAUGGAUGCCACCUCGUUUUUGAGCAAAGUUAUUCAGUCUCAACAAGCCAUCUGUUUAGUGUACCAUCGACCAGACACUAGCAGCUGCAAGGCCUACUUGACACACGCGGAGCGCCUUGUAAAUCGGCUGAACACGGAAGUGUCGGAUACCGAAAACAGGGCUGGCGGUGGCGGUGACAGGCGUCGCCGGCAGGGGGGGAGGGGGCGGCAAAGGCGACGGAGGAGACAGAGGGUGCAAGGUGCGUGCGGCAGCUGA